AUGAUAUUUGCUCCUUCUUUCUCCCUCAUUAAAAAUAUUCUCCUGGUAAGCUUUCUAAUCAGCCACAGUUUUGCUGCCAAAACUUUAACGUCUAGUUCCAAUGACGAUACACUUGCCAGGUCCGCAGCUGCAGAUGCAGACAUGGCAUUCUUCAUGGAGUUUUUAAACGAUUUCGACACCGCUUUUCCACAGUAUACCUCAUACAUGAUGCAAAACCAUUUAACCCUACCUCAACCUGUUGCUGACUACUACUAUCACAUGGUUGAUUUGGCCUCAACAGCAGAUUUACAAUCUGAUAUUGCUCAGAGUUUUCCGUUCACUCAAUUCCAAACAUUCAUUACGGCCUUUCCAUGGUAUACCUCUUUGCUAAACAAAGCCUCCGCCACCACCAUAUACCUUCCCCAACACUUCAUAACAGGUGAGACAGAAGCUACCAUGACUAACUCAUCUUAUGCCAGCCAAAAAAACUCCGUUUCCAAUUCUGUUCCUUUCUCGACAGCGAACGCAGGCCAGUCCAUGAUUUCCAUGGCUAAUGAAGAAAACAGUACAACAGCACUUAUAUCCGCAUCAAACUCUUCUUCAACAUCCAGAACUAGUCAAUCACAGAAUGGUGCCCAUGCCAAAAGCUUAUAUUUCCCCAUGGCGUUGUUCGGAAUCUUUGCAGUUGCCCUUUAA
Saccharomyces cerevisiae S288C is the source of this 675-nucleotide messenger RNA. RefSeq names its product Afb1p (gene AFB1). The coding region runs from base 1 to 675 and encodes 224 amino acids. The transcript has a single exon. The record is from RefSeq and is marked reviewed. Gene Ontology annotation, cellular component: membrane. NCBI's taxonomy places the organism in Eukaryota, Fungi, Ascomycota, Saccharomycetes, Saccharomycetales, Saccharomycetaceae.